This is a messenger RNA of Varanus komodoensis (Komodo dragon), 1862 nucleotides long. It is a transcript of the gene PDSS2, whose product is annotated as decaprenyl diphosphate synthase subunit 2. Gene Ontology annotation, biological process: ubiquinone biosynthetic process; isoprenoid biosynthetic process. Gene Ontology annotation, cellular component: transferase complex; mitochondrion. Gene Ontology annotation, molecular function: prenyltransferase activity. Lineage: Eukaryota; Metazoa; Chordata; Lepidosauria; Squamata; Varanidae. Bases 594 to 998 code for a protein of 134 amino acids. The transcript is spliced from 4 exons. The record is from RefSeq and is a predicted model, not a curated record.
UGCUGGCUAAACACAGGUGUUCGGAGGAUUCAGGAUAAUCUUGUUAACCGUAAUAGGCACUUAACACAUGGCAUGUUCAACUCAUCAUUUGAGGGUAAUUGGUUAUAAUACAGAAGAACAUAGAUUAACAAAAGGCUUAUAGCAGUGAAAUCAGUACUGAAUGUCAAUUUGCCUGAGCCAGGAAGUACCAGUUAAACAUACUUUUUUAAGAUAUGAAGGUUUGUUUCUGGAUGCCUUAGAUCCUAAGAUUUGUAUAUUUGAAUCAAUACAUUGUUUGUGAGUUAAAAGGGAGUUUGUGACUUAAUGAAGAAAAUUAAGGAAUGGGCUCCUAUACUGUACAGGAAGCUAAAAUUUGUUCACACCUUUUGGUCUCUUUGUUUCCACCAGCUUGAGAUGGAUGAUGUCUGUGAAAUUUACCCUUCACCUGCCCAUGAACAGCUGACUGCACCGGUGUUUCUAGUCUUACCUUGACUUCUUAUCCUUCCUCCUUUUUCCAGGAAAAUGGUCUCACUGAGGACAUUGGAAUAUCAACUUGGAAAGAACAAAUUUUCCUAUCCCAUAGUGCCUUGCUGGCAAGGAGCUGCCAGGCUGCAAUGGAACUGGCAAACCAUGAUGCAGGGAUGCAGAAUAUGGCCUUUAAGUAUGGAAAGCACAUGUCCCUGAGUCAUAAGCUAAAUGUUGACAUUCAGCCAUUUGUUAAUGAUAGGUCUAAAGACUCUGUGGCCUUCAGUUUAAAUUCCGCUCCUGUAGUCUUGCAUCAGAAAUUUAUUGGAAGAGAGGCUUGGAUUAGGCAAAUUGAAGAGGCUCAAGUUAAAGGAAACUUACUAGACUAUGCUAAGUUGCAAGAUGCAAUCAAGGCUGGCAAAGGUGUGACUUCAGCUAUUGACCUGUGCCGUUUCCAUGGAAACAGAGCACUGGAGGCUCUGGCGUGCUUCCCUCCCUCAGAGGCCAGAUCUGCUUUAGAAAACAUUGUUUAUGCUGUGACAAGAUUUUCAUGAUGUACAACUGGAAAAAGAAACUACUGUUCAUUUGCAGAAAUGAGCAGAACAGAUCAUACUCGAGAGAGCCAAAAUCUGCCAUUGCUACGAAUCUAAAUGUGUUGGUGACUUGGAAAAAAAAGUGUUUCUGUUCCACUCACCACAUUCCCAAACGAACAUCUAUCCUUCGGAACUGCUACAAACAAAAUUAGGGAAAAAAAGGUCAAACAGUUUUCACUUGUCAUGCCAGAAGCACACUUGAGGCUGCACUGGUAGAAAUAAUUAAUGAGACUCGCUUCUGUGACCUCAGCAAAUGGACAGGAAAUAAGUCCUUAUUGAUUGGACAUAGCCAGGGAUGGCGCCAGUGUGGUGGCCUGUGGUUUUCCUGCACUACAGAAGACAGAGGGGGGCGUGAAGCUGCAGGUGUCAGGAGGAAUGCUUUCUGAACCUGCCAGAGAGAGGGCUGUUGAAAACCAGAAUUAACGUACUUAUUUAUCAACAUGAAGGGCAGCUCGAUGAAUUAGCAGGGGGAAGGAGGGAAUCUGACUGCAUGCAGCGAUGUCUCCUCACAUUAUUUCUCUGUGUAUUUAAAUAUGAAAUUGCCCUGUGCCUCAUGUGUUGAGUGUUUGAAAGAGUUGCUGAGGGGCCGCAUCAGGUAUGAUAAGAGCGUUAUGAUAUUAAUGUGGUUCUGAUAAAAGAACAAUUUUGAAUGUGUAAGUUUUCAGUUUGGUUCAAGCAGAUGCUUUGGUUAAACUUCCAGGAGAGUGAAAUAUUUGACUUUUGUAUACCAUUUUAUUUCUCUCAGCAGAGAGAUAAGUACUACAUUUUUCCUAGAUUUACUGAACAUUCGGACUCUGUUCAUACCAAAUAAAUGCCUCUUCAUAA